This is a messenger RNA of Armigeres subalbatus, 1947 nucleotides long. Its product is annotated as titin-like. Lineage: Eukaryota; Metazoa; Arthropoda; Insecta; Diptera; Culicidae. The record is from RefSeq and is a predicted model, not a curated record. Gene Ontology annotation, cellular component: extracellular region. Gene Ontology annotation, molecular function: chitin binding. The transcript has 3 exons. Bases 195 to 1769 code for a protein of 524 amino acids.
UGACCACCGGGCCGAAGUGACUAUUGAACUGUGUGAUUACGGUUGAUUAUUUCGAUAAAGGCGCGUGAUUAACUAAUCGAGCGAAGAGCUUCCGGUGAUGUGCGAAAACCCAUGAAUCCAUAAAUUAGUGAAAUUGAUAUUGCGACAUCAUUCAUACGCUUUGCCGAAAAAAGAAGGAUUCGAACUAAGAGACGAUGUGUCGUGUGGGACUGUUGCUAGCAGCGUUUGUGAUUGGACUGUGUCAGGCUAGAACACUGCCGAAUCGUAGCAAACAAGUGAAAGCAUACGCGUACGUGCUACCAGCCGGUGCCGAAGAGAUACGUGAUGACAUUAACCAUUCAUUUGUAUGUGCGAAUCGAACCGACGGAUUCUACGUUGACAUUGAUAAUGACUGUCAGAUUUUCCAUCGAUGCCAGGACCGAGCCCGUUUCAGUUUCAUUUGUGCUGAGAAGACCGUUUUCAGCCAAAUGUAUCAAACCUGCGUUCACGAAGGACAACUAGGAUUCCCAUGUGAAGACUCCGGUAUGUUCUUCCCGGAUGCCGAAGAAACUAUCGCAACGAAUUCAGAAGUAGAAACAGAAUCUUCCAAUGAAGGAGAUAAUAGUUCAAACGAGGAACAACCGGCAGCGGAACCGAACUCCGCUGCGUUUCUGAUGCCUUCUCAAGUAUUGUUACCGCCUGAAGACGAAACUAUCAUGGAUGCUGCCAGUGUUGAAGAGAAAAUAAUCGGGUCUGUAGUACCAAUGCCCAUCAGUGACAACUACAUCAACAUGUUCGAUCACCAGCAGGUUAACGAUGAUAAUUUUGAUCCUGUCGAAGAAGAGGAAUCAGACGUUGCUAUAGAAACGCAGAAUGAACAAGCAGAUGCGGAAGUUUCAGAAACUGUACAUCACGAAUCUAUUUACAGCACACAGGAAACAGAUUCCAACAACGAAAGAAACGUUUACGAUGAUUUACCAAAUAUGGUGUCAACAAAUGUAGCAGAAGAACUUUCAGCUGAAACUCACGAUGCCCCUGCCGAACACCUCGAAACUCAGAAUGUCGUAGACGGCACUUAUGAGCAAUCUGAACCACAAACCAUAGCUUCUAAUGAACAAUCGGAAGUGCAACUGCAGAUUCUCCAUGAUGUACAGGGAGUCGAAGAAUCGGAGCCCGUUGUUCUGGAUAUUCAGGAUCAACACCAGCAACCGCAUAUUUUCUCAGAUGAACAUGACUCGGAAGUGCUAGAACCAAUCACACUAAACGAUGGAGGCAAAGAAUCUGAUUCAAAUUUAAUUCAAAGUGGAACUACAGAUAGCCAAUACAAUAAUGAUAAGCUAGCCCUGGAAAUCCAACAACAGUUGCCUGUAAGUGAUGAAGUACUCGUUCCAACUUCAGACAACGUUGCUGCUGAAAUUGAGUUGAGUGACGAUGUCCAGGAAGAGAGUGAACAAAAAAUAAGUGACACAACCGUGACAGAAAACCAUGUCGACGCAGAUGACCCAGCGCAAGUGCCGGUUGCUCCAGACGUGGUUGCGGCAGAGACGAUUGCCGAUGAGCUAAAACCUGCCGAUGAGCUGAAACCUGUCGAUGACCAAAGUCAAACAGUGAUAGAAGACGCUCACCCGCUGAGUGCCACCCUUGCCAAUCAGUUAGUGGAUCAUUCUAGUCGGAUCGACUUGCCAGAGUUCAUUGUUUCGACAGUAGCCGAUCUUAGGAGGGGUGUUGUGCCACCAGCACUGAGGAGGCGAAAAACCUUCCUAUUUAAAGCGGACGCAGUCCCAUCGUGAGUACAGGAUGGCAAGUGGGAAAUGGAUGAAUACGGAUGGUUCCUUUUCGCUGGACGCAACGAAUAACCGUCCACGCUCUGGUAGCACACGCUGACAUUGUUGUAGUUUUAGUUAAAUUAAUUUAUUUGCGAGUGAAUGGAAAACGAAAACGAGAAAAUAAAGUCUGGAAACUGUUUUA